Messenger RNA from Giardia duodenalis, 10830 nucleotides. RefSeq lists its product as uncharacterized. The record is from RefSeq and is a predicted model, not a curated record. Lineage: Eukaryota; Fornicata; Diplomonadida; Hexamitidae. The transcript has a single exon. Bases 1 to 10830 code for a protein of 3609 amino acids.
AUGCACACAGCGAGGCGCGUCGGCGAGCUGCUCAAUGUCUUCUACUUGCUAGAGGAUCCCCGGAGCGCAGCAUAUGGCCGCACCUCACCCACUACACUUACUCCACCGGCAGGUAUCCAAUGCUCCGACAGCCAGAUCCUCACAAGGGGCAUUCUGAACUUCCAGGGCGUCCUGGAGAGGCUCCGCAUUGCAUGCGACUCUGAAUACAGCCUUUACAGCCCCGUCACAGCUUUGUUGGAAGGCCAGGAGCACUUUCGCCCCCUUGGAGCAAAGCAGCAGGGUUCCCGGUCGGACGCUAGUCACGAGCGGAUAGGACGGCCUCCCAGGCGGACUACUAAUUACGUUAGAUUUUACGACUGGCAUGUCUGCUCCUGCAUAUUGUCACCGUUAGAAUUGAAUACUUUCCAGCGAGCUUUACGGGUGCUGCUGGAGGUCAAGCAGCCAAUAAAGAUCACAUCAGAUAUAAGUGUCAAUCCAGGAGAGUGGAUGCACCCCUAUGGAAGCAGCAAACCUCUUCACAUCAUAGCAAAUAUGGGUAGACAGCGUUCUUCUGAUGCAACACUCUCUCCAUUACUCACCCUAUCAUAUCAACAGGAUGCAUACACAGCGGUAGAAGAGGGUCCAGAGCCAGUAAAAGCGUCUUCUCUUUUGCCUGCCGUAACUACUUGGUUGAAACAUCCUCCAGCACUAUCUCAACAGUCAUCCCACUCACUAGGUUCGGCAGAAGCACUUUCUAAUACAGGACUACUCAGUGGCUACUUUAUAGGCAGUUUUCUCUCUCAGCCACUACAAAGGAAUAAACUACUGAGCACAAGGCAGGCAAAUGCAGGGACAGCUAGCGGUACUGCAGACGCACAAUUACAGCCUGCAGAAGAUUGCAAUAGGAUGAGCGGUGAUGUAUCAUUGUAUGCCUACGAGCCUCUGUGUACUAGUACUUAUUCGCAGUUUGGAGAGCCAACGAGUCUAUCAGACACGUUUUGCAGACAGCCUUCUGAUAACUUUAAUCAACCUGAUAGUAAGACCGAGGAGGAGGAGCUCACUCCAGAGCUCUCAUCUAGAAACAUAUGCACAUUGCAGACGGCAACUGCCGAUGGAAUAGCCAUAUUGGGUGAAUAUUUUAAGAACGAGCGGCUUUGGAAACAACAAACAGCGGCUUUCCUAGCUAAACGCGCGGUUAUGUCUAUCGAGGAUAGGCUUCGACAAAGAAAUCGCCUAAAGUCUUCCCCUAAGACCGAAGCUGUCCUCAUAGAGCAAUUUUGGUCGACCGUUACUAAGGCUAUCUCGCUGAGGGCUACAGAUGAUAUAAAUAACGAGGAAAUUAUGUGCCUUGUGCGCGAUUCUGAUGAUAAUUCGCAGAACUAUGGGCACAGUAAUCACCCACCAGAGAUAGAGCACCGAGCUGCAGCUGACAAUACUAUAGAGCUCUCUGAGCUGGCUCCGUUUGCAGACCCUCACUCUCCCGUGCCUCCGUUUGAGCCACUGGAGGUUGCUGGGCCCAAACACAUAGACUGUGAGUCUCUUUAUUGCAUGGAUGGAAACCUUAUCCAAGGAGUGGGCGCUAUAAGUGCAUCUAUGCCUGCCAAGCCUACCAUGCAAAUAGGGUCGGUUGACCAUACAGACACGCCUCACCUGUGUCCACUUUAUCAAAAUGUGCGGCAAAUAUUCAGGCUUUUCAGUGCAGACCUAUCUGUGUCUCUUAACCUUUUGCAGAUUCUAUUCACUAAUCUUAUUCUAAAGUUCCUCACGCUUUCUCAACUGCUGAGUCUUUCUACUUCUACAUGCUGGUAUCACACUGUCACAUUUGUAAUAAGAACAGGUCGAAUUAUGGCCGUUUCGAUCCGUCCUCAACAAGGAAGUAAGUUCUUGUUUAGAGCCAGAAAGACCACACAUAGGCAAUCCUUUUUACAACUACGGUCCUCCUACAAGUACCUUCCAAUGGAUCUGGCGCUGUUGAAUGCCAGCUACCAAGUCCAUAAGCAACAAAAGACACCACAGGAAGGCUUUCUGGCUCGCUUAGAGAUCACCAGAGCUGCCGUUUGCCGUUUGCUAUACCUGCACCCUUCAGCUCAAUACACACCAGAGACCCAUUCGAUAACACAGCUCUUUAUGCUGUCGGACCAAAUCUCGGCACACGGUCUCAUUCUAGAAACCCGCUUCUUUAUGGAGCAUUCACUUCUCUUGAAUAACAACACCGAGCUUUCCACGUUAACAGAGGUAGACGUUCUCAUCAAGUUCUUGACAGAGUACUUGAUGUCUGAGCCGCUCUUUGACUUUGGUUCAUUUAACUCUGACAUCCUAUUGUCCGAAUACUAUCUCAAGCAUCAAUUACCAGGCAAAGAGAGCUGCUCCUUGACUAGUUCACAUUCCCGUAGUGCUUAUGACAGCACUUUAGUAAAGCCAUUAGCACUAGAGCAAGUAUCUGAGAAGAAAGAUAACCGAGUGUAUGAUCAACGGGACCAUCUUAACCACGAAGCUGUCAUGCUCUAUAAUCAGCUCUUAAGCAUAUAUAAAGACACACUUCCAUUAUUCUUUACCAAAGCGGACGAUUCGAAAAGCCUGCCUAAAAGGCAAACCGAGCUAGACAUGGUAGUACCCUACCUGUACUACCACCCCAAUAUUAGGCACCUUUUGCCAUACCAGGCGCACAUGCUCCUGGGCGUUUCUGCUUCCUAUAUUACAGGGAACAAUUCCUUUAUUAUACGUGCGCCGAGAAAGGUUGGUGUACUGCGGUUUGUUAUAUCAACGUUUCUAACACGGUCAGCUGCUCUGCAAAAUCUCAGGUAUGCGUGCGCAGGGAUGCAUCUUGAGGGUAAGGGUGUUGCAGGCCUCAAAGUGCCCAAUCAGAUUGCGCCUUCCGCAACGAAAAAAGACUAUAGCUCUGCUUCACUAGACGGCAUGCUAAGGAGAGAGCAAGUGCAUCUGGUACUUUGCGAAGAAGGAAAGGUAGAAGGGUUUGUUAACAUGUACAUCAGAUUGCUCUUCGGAGCGCGUGUGUAUGACGUCGUUUCCAGAGAAAUGUUUGGCCAAAACGUGGACCAAUUCUUACUUGAUAUGAAAUCACGGAAGCUUUCGCAAGAGCAUACACAUGUAGAUGAUGUAUCCUCUGUAGCAGACCAUUGCUCGGGGCAGUCUAGCACAUUCUAUCCUAGCUCUGUGUCUCCCAUCAACUUUAUGGAUAUUCUUGGCCAGAAGAUGCUGCUGGAUGAUAUGGAGUCUACUCUUUUUAUUACUAUUCUUUCCUGCAAUCCGCAUCGGAACAGCGUUCCAGUAGCAGAAAUCACGAAAGGUACAGCGUUUGGGCCUCUUAAGCCGCGCUCAAGCAACAGCAAUGUGUUUAGAUGCAUGAGUUCGAGCGACUGCAACCCUGCAACUAUCAGCUUGCCAUAUGCACGCCGCUGUGAGGCUUCACACAAGCCUUCUCGUGCGAAUGACGCGUCUUAUUUGGGGAUGGAGUUGCUAGACACCAAUCCCGUCGACUCAGAACGCCAUGUACGGUGUGUAUCCUAUGUUAUUGGGCCUGAAGCCGAAAACCAAAAGACUAUCAGUGUUCCGUCGCGCAUUGUGUUCAACCUCUUCGAUCAACUGCACGGAUUUCAGCAGAGCUCGAACCAGGUAGAUCAGCCUACCUCUAUCAAAGUAUUUGUAGUAACAUACGAUGCGUUACAUUAUAACUAUGCCUAUACAAAUGGACAGAUCCUAUCUCUUAUUAAAGAGGCUAAGCGAUUAGACACCCUGGUGGUCCACAGGAUUAAGGACCAUGCACCACAUUUGCCAAUACACAUGUACAAGGCCGAUUUCAUCGUCAGUGUUGAGAGUGCAUAUCUUCUCAACAAGGGUGACGAUCUGCGACAAGAGGAGGAGACCAGGAAAAAGUUGCUCCAGCUCCAGAGUGCGCACUCCACAACUCUCACAGAUAAGGCCUCUAUCAAGCAGCUACAGACCCACGAUAAGCGUGCCACAAGUAGCGUUACAAUCUAUUCAAGUGCGCCUUCACAUGAACGGAUUUCGCAGCCAUCGUGUACGGGAGACCAGACGGUCCUGUCAGAGCAAAACGAUCCUUCUCCCCUAGGCACAGACCGGCAAAGUGAGCAGAGCUACAUUUUAUAUGACACAGUUAGUGCGCCCAGCAGUAGUUUGACGCGUGUGAUUGAGGAUACCCCUGUGCACCUACUCUUCUUCGAUCUCGUAGCUUUAAACUAUGAGCCCUCCACUCCUGUGCUCACUAGCAUCUAUGACAUGAAACUGCUGGAUAAGGUCCUUACUGAUCCCGCAAUUGCACUACUCUUCUUGGACGCCUCUAAGAAGGGUUCUUGUAGUAUCUACCUCCACGAUAUUCACGGCUAUGGCCCACAGAUCGCUUAUCGCUUCCCCAAUCUUCAACAUAUUCCGCUGGUUGUUCCGAGAAGAGACAGACAGUAUGUGCAGGAUCUCUCACCAUCAGACUAUUUCGCACACUUUCCGCUACAUCAGCAAGUGGUCGAUGUUUGCAACCCAUACUCUUUCGACGUCAUUGCACCGAGCAAGCGUGGUACUACUCUACAAUCAGUGACCACGUUCGGUGGCCCAUCUUAUUCUUACCCUUUAUCUUACCCUUUAAGGAAUUUCUCAUCAAAGUUCAGAACCUCUGAUCAAUCUAUUUCAGACGACACACUUAAGCUUGUCACUAAGUUCAUUUCAUUUGAUAGCUUCAUAACUGAUUUAAAUGCAAGCUAUAACGCACUUCUUGUUCAGCACCAGAUAGUAACUGCCAAGCACGGAAGCACAAGAACCAGGCACAGUACGAAUUUCUGGUCACAUAUGGGGGCAUAUAUGAAUCCCGUGGUUCUCACUACUACGAUGAAUGUUAGCUCGCUAGAUAGUGUUGCAUCCAUUCUUGCACGGUCACACAGUAUAGCAUUUGGCCGUGGUUCUGAGGGAGCUUGGCUACGGAUGAUCGACUCAGAUCUAUGGGAUAGCUAUGCGUAUCCGCAUACAUUCAGUAGCAUAUGUAACAGUAUGAUACGCCACAAUGCUAGGUUUCCUUCAGCAUAUAAAGACUCUUUGGGAUCCUCCUUGGAUAUGACAGUUGUCUCCGAUAUUCGGCGAUCCUUCCCCGAGAAGUAUCUCAAUGCUAUGAUAUCUCACCUGGAGCAUUUACAGCAGCUUUGGGUGCGUACAGAUGGAAGUCUUUUUCUCAUUCCUGCAGCACCGCGGGCAGCUCCACGCUCCAGCGUGCUUAGCAAUUAUCCAUCCGAUCAGUCAACAGCACAGACCCUUUCUCACAACAUGUCUAUCCCCUUUUCUGUCUAUGACAAGCUCUUUAUAGAUUUCCAAAAGACCGUAGAGACAAAUCACAAUCAGAAAUCUCUCUGUUUUGUUUCGUCUGGAGACUCAUGGAGCAACAUCUCACGUUCUGUAGUGUAUCAAACGCGGUCUAUUUCACUCCUAGUUGCGAUAGAGCUUAUUGACAUCUUCAAGCGCCUCCUGUAUAGGCAGACACCACAUGGUAAGCUCAACAAUCAUACGCCUAACCCCAUGCUUCAAGCCAGCUUUGAGGCAGGAUCUUUUUCUGCAAAGGAUCGAGUAAGCAAACCUGUGCUUGAUAUGCUUGCGAGUCAGUUGAAUGAAACGCUUGUCAGGAUCGAGACGACUGCCAAAAGUCUGCUCUUCUCUGCAUAUCAUUCGUAUCACACGAGCAUGUGCUGUACCACGCAGCAACUCACAUGCCUCCAGCCAAUGGCUAAGCUUGAGAAGAUGGACCGAUUGCCGAACUUAGUGGUUUUCUCAUUACUGAAUACAAUUCGGCUUACGAUCAUCCUUCCCCGCUACACGCAAUUGGUGUGUGCUCAAGCCAGGCCAAAAUUGUAUGGUGAUCCAUGCAUCUGUCCGCACGCUACCAGUACGUUUGCUCGCAUCAAGAAUAAGCUGUCCUAUGCAGUGGAGCUGAAGAACAAAGCAACUUACGUGUUUAAGAUACCGUUUAAGACGCAAAUUCAGCCGAAAUACCUCAGCAUGCUCCACAAGCGCCCCCUUCUACAGCACCUGUAUCAAUUAGAUAAUCAAAACACACGCAACUUACACGAUAAUUUCUUUAAUCGCAUAGACUUUUCCUCAAUGCGGUCCAGGAUUGAGGCCAACAACAAUAGCAUAUCGCAAUAUGUAGGCUCUCUUCUAUUUUUCUACAGAAUGUUACUGAGUAUAGAUGCCAAUAUUAGUAGCAGCACCACAAGUCGAGACACUCAGUUCGUAGUGGCUUUUCCGUUCGCUCAUAACUUUUAUUCGUCUGUGACCAUGCAGCUUUUAGGAUCUGCCCCAAGCGGCCACAUGCUCGAUAGUUUUGGCUGCCUCCUUCCCUUGAAGCUGGUCACUUACAGCGCAACUCAACAUCCUAUCUAUUCAAUAACUCGCGAAGACAAAUUAGUUGGGGGCUUUUUAAUCGCCUCGUCAACCCCCAAUGACAUCAGUCUCUACUCCAUCAACUGUGGUGCUAGUGCUAUAAGUAGGGGGAAAGACUCCACUGUACCAGACAAUCCACCUUCGUUACUCUCUGCUUUCCUUAAUGAAAUCAAUCCCUCAGAAGAGGAUACUAACGUGGAGUUACUGUCAUCUAUGCUGGUCAUGUGUGGUAGGCUGUGCUGUGCUACGUGUCCCUUAUCCUCUAUGAUGUAUAAAAUCCUUGCAAAUAGUACAAGUGGAGUGCUUGCGUCUGCCGUGAACCUGAUAAGGCUUCUUACCCAGGAAAUCCAUACACUGAAUGUCAUAUACACCGAAACCCCCGUAAUAGUUGCCGUAUGCUUUGCUAUACGACGGCUUUUCAUCGAGUUUGGCCUAUAUGGCAAGAGGCAUAAGCCGACAGCAGAAAUAAUAAAGCAAUCCUAUCGCAAGUACAGACAGGAAGCGCAUAAAUAUAAGUUCGGCGAUGACCAUGCCACGCUUUGCCCUAUGUCCCUACAGAGAUUGAAUAACGUAACAUUGGCGUCUGCCAUGUCGAACGCGAACAAAAGUGCAUCCAAUGUCAACAGCAGUCCGCCACUUUCCAAUGAUAGUCCCCGUGGUUCCAAUUGCUUUAAUGUCCGCUAUACUGACGCUUCACAGUCAUCCAACGAAAAUCAACGAAGCAAACAGACAAUUAAUGGAUGUCUACCCUAUAAAAAAGAAAAUUCCUACAAUAGAGUGCCACUUUCACCCCCAGAAUCUUCUAUAGCAAGAGAGCUCAUCGAAAAUAAGGGUGUAGCUGACAGGCAUACACCGUCAAGGGUCCUCUACAUAUCCACCAAGGAGCCACCUAGAAAGCGCGGGAUUGCCUCAAAGGCAGAUGAAUUAGGACAGAUUACCGCAAGUAUUCGGUCAGAGAUAUCUGCCGUCGACGCUGCAGAACGUGCAAACGAGCCCUCGGAGGGCUCCAACGAUCUUUCAGAGUUUUGCCAGAGCACACAACCAGAGUAUGCUUCUAAGUGUACCACCAGCUUGCUGUAUUCAAGGGAGCAGGGGGUCACCGGGGCCCCCACUGAUGGAGUGGGAAACAUGUCUGCGCUACUAAAAUCCCACACUGAAGAAAGGAUCAGCAAGCCAUACACCCUGUACCACGAUAACUCGGAUGACAAUGAGCACGACAUCGAUGAUGCUUUCCUUAGGACUAUGGGCUUUAACUUUAUCUUAGUGCUGGUAAGUACCCAAGACACCUUACAGAUGCUUGGGGCAAUCAUGGGUUUCUCAUUGGGAGAUUGCAACGCUAACAUCAUCAUACCAAAGAGUAACGAGGUCUUAGCAUACAUCACGCCUACUACAUCUGCUGCAACAACGGUAUCUUCCAUAGGCAGGAAGAACUUAGCCUACAUAGGUCUAUCGGAAUUAUCCAUUCAAUCAAAGAAAAGCUGCUACGAUAACAAUAUAAAGACUACUACUGAGGCCCAGGAACCGAUACUACGAAACCUUGCAAACGAAGAAGGAAAGUGUAUUGUUCUCCAGACAGUGGCAGACUUCAUUGACAGCGUCGAGCGCUUUAGAGACGCUCAGCGAAUCCACCUAUUUGCGAUGCCAUGCGUCCAAAAUAUAUUAAUAGUAGAAGCUAUUCAUCGGGCGAAUAUGGCCGAGAAGAUCAUAUGCUGGUCAAGUCCGCCUUUGUACAGAGCUUUUGAUCACUUAUUGGCGGACGUUGCAAUAAGUGCUGAGCUUCUAGAGAGGUUGAGACCCGUCGGCAUGCCCUUUCAGGAUGAUAUUACGUCACUUCCUGAAGAGCUUCAAUACACUAUCCUGAAUCAAGCAGGAAACAGGCCGCUGCAGCAGCUCCUAGUAUCAAUCGUGGGACUGAUAAAAGAAUUUGGUUAUAACAUAUCCCGCUUUUCUAUUUUCGAUGACGACCCAGCACGAUUUGCGAUGCCCAAGUUCGACUCUUCUAUGGAGCAAGAGUCUCUUAGCACCGAGUCGCAGAUUGAUGCAGAGAAGAUGUCAGAUGAAUUUCCUAACAACGGCAGGCAUGACGCUGAGAUUACAGAAUGUGACCCCCAGCCUACUACAGAAUAUACCUGCAGAACAGAGCCGCCCGAAUAUUCGUUUGUGCUAGAUUGUAAUCAUAAAAAUAAUAGACAUACAAGCGUCCUUCAGAGGUGUGUCAAGCAUGCUAUUCGUGAGAAAUUUCAAGAGGGCUUUUCUGUGGGGCCAAACGCGGAAGAUUUUGAUAUUCGGCACAGCCUAGAACCACUUGGUGUAGAAGGCAUACAACACCCAGAAUACAAUUCGGUAGAAAAAGAUCACGGACAGACAGACGGAUCCAUCAUGCUACAUGAGACGCUUGCUGCACUGUCGUCACUGCGUGGUGCAUACUCUCAGCUCACAUUUCCGCUUCGUAGUGACAUGUACCAGAUGGAUUUGAGUUGCUGCCCACUAAAUAUAGUGAAGCUGCUAUCACAGGGGGUGUUUUUAAGCAAGCAUAGCAAUGUAAGUCAUUUUGACGCCUUUGUCUCAUCUUCAUGUGCAGGGAAGAUGCUAGACUUGAGUGGAGUCAGCGGGACUGGGGGAGCCAAUGCCCCGGGAGCUUCGAAAUUCCGCCUCACAAACUUAAUAGCUAACAUUCUGAGUAACAAUCCAAAUAUUAAAGCGUCUCAAGUAUCGAGGGACAACGUCCUUCUAGCCGUACAUAGCACUUCUUCCCUGCCUUCCCUGUCUAUAGAUGCGUCACUAAACAACCACCCACCCAUAAUUAAUCUCAAGAAGAUUGAAAGCUUCUAUCCAGUUCGUCUUCAUUGUGGUUCCAACGGCUCAAUUACAGAAAUUCAUGCAGUUACUCCAGAGAACUUAAUAGUUACCCAUAACAAAGCAGCAUCUUACGCCACACGCAUGUCCGUUCCAAUUCCUGCUCUUGCUCCUGAUUCACGUAUAAAUACUAUCAGGGGGAGCACCUCAGCCUCUUGCGAAACGGUCAAUACCUUAAUCAAGCACAUUGACAGUAUAAGCAGAGCCAUUAUCAUAGCGCCUUCUUUAUCGGACAAGCUCAAGGUAUGUACCAUACGUCCAUAUAAAAGGAUAAACCCAGUCACUGUCCUGGGAAGAGAGCUCAAGCGUACGUUCUACUCGUUAUUAGAGGGUGAGGAAAACACCUUCCUUUCCAUCGACUUCCCAGAGAGUCAGGUCACGCGCAUCUCCCUGUCCCCAAUAUCGUCUGCUUCUAGCUUCAAGCGAAACUUAAUACCUUUCUGUGAGCGCCAGCUGGUGUAUGAAGACCUGCACCCGUCCGACUCUACCCCCUUCAAGCACCAGCUAAUACCGGAUAAACCCACAAUGAACCUGAAUCAGUUUGUGUGGAAGCGGCAGCUUGUGACCAAUCUUCUAUCAGUAUACUCUUCGCACGAGGUUAUUAUUAAGAGUCUGCAGCUCCAGUGUAGGAUGGCUGAGUAUGCUGCGAGAUCAGGACCCUCUUCGAACCAAAUGAAUCAGGAGUAUACGAAUGCUUAUCAGCAGAUGUACACAAUCAUACACACGAUAGCUUAUUCCAUCAACGACUCGUUCUCAUAUCGCUUGCAUAUUAACAACCAAAUAUGUAACCACCUAAUUAUGCGGUACAACGAAGUGAGUAAGCUAUUGAGAGCCCAGCCGUUACUAAAGAAUUCUGCGGAAGCCGUUAUAUCCAUGAGUAUAGCGCGAGAAAACAACGUGAAGACACUCUAUCAAUCAUUUAAAAACGCCGUUCCCCACCUGCUUUUAACUUCAUUCGAUAAGAAGGUUAUACUGUAUCUUCUUAAGCAUAGGAAGGCAAAGUAUCCCGAGACGAUAGAGAUAACCCUCAACCAAUACCUUCGUGAUAAGUACGCUCCAAGGCUUCCGCCCAAUCUGUGCAACAGGGAAGCAGCGGUACAGUAUAUUAUAGCCCAAAAGUGGAGUGACACAUCCUCUAACCAUCUAGUUGAGCACCUGAAAAUUAAGAUUUUGGCACGAAUUGAUGAGCUGAUAGCUAACAAUAUGGACACCGAAGAGGCAGAGCGGAGCCUAAUACAGCUGCUUCUAUAUAAUCUCAACUGCAAUCACAUACUGAGCGGAACAUUCAGUGGAAUAUUUAACAAUUGCACCACGGUGCAGCACGCAGAAGCAACGGUCAAUCUCGCCGCUUCUAACUUUGGGUACAGCACCUUCAAGAGACAAGAUAUUGCACCCUUGCCCAAAGAGUACUGUCUAACCAUCACUGCUAACCGCUGCACCCCUUCUACCCAACAAACAACCCACGAUCUGCCACCUGAACCAAGGCACUUUUCUCUCAAGAAGGACAACCCCCUGGGCCUAUGUUCUGCAGAGGAAUAUUCUCCUGAGAUAUAUGAACCCCCAGAGUCGUAUGCUCAAUGCUGGAAGCCCCUUUGGUGA